Hemibagrus wyckioides is the source of this 2213-nucleotide messenger RNA. RefSeq names its product kynurenine--oxoglutarate transaminase 3. Gene Ontology annotation, cellular component: mitochondrion; cytoplasm. Gene Ontology annotation, biological process: biosynthetic process. Bases 274 to 1626 code for a protein of 450 amino acids. Gene Ontology annotation, molecular function: L-kynurenine:2-oxoglutarate transaminase activity; pyridoxal phosphate binding. NCBI's taxonomy places the organism in Eukaryota, Metazoa, Chordata, Actinopteri, Siluriformes, Bagridae. The record is from RefSeq and is a predicted model, not a curated record. The transcript has 15 exons.
AGCCCCGGCACUCAUAAACGAGUGAAGAGCAAAUAUUUCAUGAUUUAAGUCAAGAUUUCUAUUUACGACUAGUUACUAUCAAAAAAAAAUAAAUUUGUUUAGGAUAUUUUUAAACAUUCAUUGUGACUCGUAACUCCCAAUGUGAGCAAGCCUCCAUUGAAGAAGUCACAGCAAAGUUCACCUGUUAUCUUCCAGUAUUGUGACAACUGCGCUUGAAUUUAAUUUAACUGCGCUUUUGAGCUGUGGAGAGGUGAAGACAAGGUGUUGAGAGACAUGUAUAUCAGGUCCAUACAACGUAGCCUCAGAUGUGUUUAUUGUGCACUAGAAGCCAAUCCAGCAAGGAAGUUCUCCUCCACACAAUACAGUAUGGCGUCUAUUAAACACAAGAAUGCAAAAAGGAUAGAAGGACUAGACAAAAACGUAUGGGUUACCUUCACAUCUGUAGCAGCAGAUCCCUCCAUUGUAAAUCUUGGUCAAGGUUACCCAGACAUCCCCCCGCCAUCUUACGUGAAAGAUGGUCUUGCACAGGCUGCAAUGGUGGACCAACUUAACCAGUACACACGAGGCUUUGGUCACCCAACUCUGGUGAAAGCCCUGUCUCAGGUGUACAGUAAGGUGUACAAGCGUCAGAUCGACCCUUUCAAAGAGAUCCUGGUAACAGUGGGAGGAUAUGGUUCUUUAUUCAGCAUUUUUCAGGGCCUUGUGGAAGAGGGAGAUGAGGUUAUUAUAAUUGAACCGUUCUUUGACUGCUAUGUUCCUAUGGUUAAGAUGGCAAGAGCCAAACCGGUUUUAAUACCACUGCGCCUUAAAUCUGGGAAGAAGGCAGACGUCAGCAGUGCAGACUGGGUUCUGGAUCAGGAUGAACUUGCCAGUAAAUUUAAUUCCAAAACAAAAGCCAUCGUUAUUAACACUCCGAACAACCCCAUUGGGAAGGUGUUCAGCAGGAGUGAGCUGCAGGCUAUUGCAGAUCUCUGCAUGAAGCACGACACACUGUGCUUCAGCGAUGAGGUGUACGAGUGGCUCGUAUACAAGGGGCACAAUCAUGUGAAGAUGGCGACACUUCCUGGCAUGUGGGACAGAACCAUUACUAUUGGCAGUGCAGGAAAAACAUUCAGUGUGACAGGUUGGAAGCUAGGUUGGUCAAUAGGGCCCGAGCACUUGGUCAAACACCUCCAAACUGUCAUGCAGAACACACUGUACACCUGUCCAACACCACUACAGGAGGCAGUUGCGCAUGGACUCCUGCUUGACUGUGAGCGAAUGGGACAGCCUGACUGCUAUUUUACCUCCCUAGCUGAAGAGUUAGAGGGAAAGAGAGACCGCAUGGCGGCCAUUUUGAAGCAGGCCAGGAUGUGUCCUGUAGUUCCUGAAGGAGGCUACUUCAUGCUCGCCGAUGUCACAGCCCUCAAUCAGGAUCUUUCGGGUGUGGAAGGUGACGAGCCGUAUGACUACAAGUUUGUCAAGUGGAUGAUAAAGGAGAAGAAAAUGGCGGCCAUACCUGUAACAGCAUUCUGCGGGGAUGAGUCCCAAAAGCAGUUUGAGAAAUACAUCCGCCUGUGUUUCAUUAAGCAAGACAGCACCCUGGACGCUGCUGAGGGCAUUCUGAAGAACUGGAACAAAGCCUGAUCCUGGAUGUUCAACAACACUGCAUUAACCUUAAUCACUACAUGCUGUAGAGUAGAUCUACAUUUCUUAUGAUGUACAGAGGGUGUCAGGAUUUAGACCCAGGGCUGGGUACAGCAGUGUUUAUAAGCAAUGACGGAGAAGCAGCACUUCCACUGAAGUCAAUGAUAUCAUGAUAUGAUAUCAAGAUAUCAUGUAUAAUACAGAUUCACUAGUAGUGCAAAUGCAGCACAUUUGAAAAGAUGUAAUGUAAUGUUAUCUUACUGGUCUUAAUGGUUAUAGACAGACCAUACAAUAUAUGAUAGAUAAGUAAUAAGUAAUAUGAUUUAUAUAGGCUUCUUGGCAUUGGCUGCUUACCUCGCUUAUUGGUUAAGUCCGCCCCUGCUAAUGGGUAAUGGUCCAGUGUUUUACCUCUUAACAAGUGUUCAGAUUCCUCAAUUUUCUUUUGUCAUGUCUUUUCUGUCCUAGUUCUUUGUUGUUGUAUGUUUCUGUAGCACCAGGUCCUGGAGAAACGUUGUUUCAUUUCACCAUGUACUGCAUCAGCUACAUGUGGUUGAAAUGACAAUAAAGCUUCUUGAAGGUUUGUCUCA